This is a messenger RNA of Nicrophorus vespilloides, 991 nucleotides long. Its product is annotated as thioredoxin domain-containing protein 9. Gene Ontology annotation, cellular component: cytoplasm. The coding region runs from base 136 to 870 and encodes 244 amino acids. The transcript has a single exon. The record is from RefSeq and is a predicted model, not a curated record. Gene Ontology annotation, biological process: microtubule cytoskeleton organization. NCBI's taxonomy places the organism in Eukaryota, Metazoa, Arthropoda, Insecta, Coleoptera, Silphidae.
UUGUAGAAAAUUUGACAAGUGAUUCAAUUGAAUUGAAUUCGUGGGUGAGCCAGAAUACAUUCACCUGCAGCCGUUAGAAAUUUACUUAAUUUCGUGAUAAUUCGUGGGUAAUUAUUGUAAAAUUAUAUCAGAAUCAUGGAUAUAAACGAUAAACUAUUGCAAGUGACAAAAACCAUUGAGCAGCAAGUGGACUCAGUGAUUGAACAAAUAGAUCAAUUGGAUGCAGGCGAUUUGGAAAGCCUACGCAAAAGCCGCAUGAAAGAGUUGAAAGCCAAGCAGCUGAAGAGGAAAGAAUGGUUGAGCAAUGGACAUGGAGUAUACAAUGAACUGCCUGAGGAGAAGCAGUUCUUCGAGGUGAUAAAGAAGUCGGAGAAUGUAAUCCUACAUUUCUACACAAACAGCAAUGAGAGAUGCAAGAUAGUUGAUAUGCAUUUCAAGAUCAUUGCUCCCAAGCAUGAAGAAACACUGUUCACUAAAGUGGAUGCUGAGAAAUGUCCGUUCCUUACUGAGAAACUGAAAAUCAAAGUCAUUCCAUCCAUUGUUUGCAUCCACAAUGGCAUCAUGGUGGAUAAGUUAGUCGGUUUCACUACUUUGGGCAACAGGGAUGAUUUUUCCACUGCAGAUAUGGAAUGGAGGUUAGCACAGAAUGAAGUUAUCGAAUACGAGGGUGAUCUUAGUGUGCCACCAUCAGAACAAAAGGAGAAAGUUGAGAAGAGCACGAGGAAAAUAAGGAGUGGCAAGUACAAUGGAGCCGAUGAUGAUGAUCUGGAUAUUGUGGAUUUCACUCAGAAUGGAAAUGGGGUGCAGCAGCCAUCAAAUGCUUUUGAGCUUACACCUGAAGAAGAAGCAGAGUUAGGACUGGAUGACUAACUUCUUUUUUUUGUUUCCUUUGAUUAAUUAAAAUUAGCUUUGUAAGUUUACUAAAUGCACUGAUGAUAUUAUCUAUUUCAGUAAUAAAUCUUAAUAUUUUUUUCUAAUAUUUAUAUAUAUA